AUAUGACGUGGGCCGUUUGAACGGCAAGCAUCAGACCCAGCGUUAUGGCCGCCGUCGACGGCGCAAUUCGUCUCCUCGAUUUCAAUGAGAAAUUGGACAUUCACUUGCUCGACCGCGUCGUCGCCUCGCUCUAUAACGGAGCAGGCGAAGAGCAACAAGUGGCGCAGAGGGUGCUGACAGAGUUGAAGGAGCAUCCGGACUCGUGGACGCGCGUUGAUACCAUUCUCGAGUACUCAGCGUCGAUGGAGACGAAGUACUAUGCGCUGCAGAUCCUCGAAGUCGUCAUCAAGACGAGAUGGAAAGUUUUACCGAGAGAGCAGUGUGAAGGCAUCAAGAAGUUCAUUGUCGGUUUGGUCAUCAAGAUGUCGUCGUCGCCCGAGAACCUGCAGCAGCAGCGCGUUUACGUCGGCAAGCUGAAUAUGAUUCUCGUGCAAAUAUUGAAACAUGAAUGGCCACGGAAUUGGCCGACCUUCAUCUCCGAUAUCGUCGGUUCGAGUAAGACGAGCGAGUCGCUCUGUCAGAACAAUAUGGCGAUAUUGAAGUUGCUCAGUGAGGAGGUGUUCGACUUCUCUACUGGCCAGAUGACUGCGUUGAAGGCGAGGCAUCUGAGAGACAGUAUGAAUAGCGAGUUCUCGCAAGUCUUCCAGCUCUGCUCGUUUGUUAUGGAAAACUCACAAAGUGUCGCCUUGGUAAUGGCCACGUUAGAAACUUUACUACGAUUUCUCAACUGGAUUCCUUUGGGCUACAUAUUCGAAACUAAACUCAUCACAACACUUGUCUACAAGUUUCUCAACGUUCCAAUGUUCAGGAAUGUCACAUUGAAGUGUCUGAAUGAAAUCGCUGGUAUUGAAGCCGAACAGUAUGAGGAACAAUUUGUUUUGUUGUUUACUAUUACAAUGACACAACUGAAGCAGAUGCUUCCCCUCACUACUAACAUUCGGGAUGCGUAUCGGAAUGGUCGCGACGACGAACAGAAUUUCAUCCAAAACUUGAGUUUGUUUCUGUGCACGUUUUUGAAGGCGCACGGUGUCUUUCUGGAACAGAAAGCUGAACUACAGCAGACACUGUUGGAAGCACUACACUUUCUGGUGUUGAUAUCAGAGGUGGACGAAACUGAGAUUUUCAAGAUAUGUCUUGAAUACUGGAAUGUGUUGACAUCUGACUUGUACAAAGAGAGUCCAUUCUCAACCAGCUCUCCUUCAAGUCCUAUAUUAGUCUCUAGUGGAGUACAGCCAUAUAGUGCCAACAUUCCUCCACGGAGACAACUCUAUUUGGCUGUGCUCUCGAAGGUUCGUGUUGUCAUGAUUUCUCGUAUGGCAAAACCAGAAGAGGUAUUAGUCGUUGAGAACGACCAAGGAGAAGUAGUUCGAGAAUUUAUGAAGGAUACAGAUGCCAUUAGCAUGUACAAAAACAUGCGAGAAACACUCGUGUAUUUGACUCACUUGGAUUACGCAGACACCGAGCAUAUAAUGACGGAGAAACUACAGGCUCAAGUGAGUGGUGCGGAAUGGUCGUGGAAGAAUCUCAACACACUCUGUUGGGCUAUUGGUUCGAUCAGUGGAGCAAUGCAUGAGGAGGACGAGAAACGGUUUCUUGUUACGGUCAUAAAGACUCUCUUGACUGCAUUUCAGGAUCUACUGGGGCUGUGCGAGAUGAAGCGUGGCAAAGACAACAAGGCAAUCAUCGCGUCCAACAUCAUGUACAUAGUCGGGCAGUAUCCGCGCUUUUUGAGGGCUCACUGGAAGUUCCUGAAGACGGUCGUCAACAAGCUGUUUGAAUUUAUGCACGAAACUCACGAUGGUGUGCAAGACAUGGCAUGUGACACGUUUAUUAAGAUCUCUCAGAAGUGCAAGCGACAUUUCGUCGUGUUGCAAGUGGGAGAAGUGAUGCCGUUUAUUGAGGAGAUUCUCAACAACAUUAGUGCGAUCAUAUGCGAUCUACAACCUCAGCAGGUUCACACGUUUUAUGAGGCUGUUGGCUACAUGAUCAAUGCUCAAUCAGAUGGCAUGGCACGUGAGCGACUUAUUGAGAAGUACAUGUCGUUACCUAACCAGAUCUGGGAUGGAGUAAUCACUGCAGCAACAAAGAAUGUUGAGGUACUGAAGGAUCACGAGAUGGUGAAACAGUUGGGGAACAUACUGAAGACGAACGUGAGAGGAUGCAAGGCCAUCGGUCAUCCGUUUGUUGUACAGUUGGGUCGGAUAUAUCUGGACAUGCUGAAUGUGUACAAAGUUCUUAGUGAAAACAUCUCGGCUGCUGUUGCUUCAGCAGGUGAAGUAGUGACGAAGACUCCACUGAUUCGUGCCAUGAGAACAGUGAAGAAAGAAACUCUAAAACUGAUAUCGACGUGGGUUGAAAAGUCAAAUGAUUCGAAGAUGGUGUGCGAGAGCUUUAUUCCUCCUCUGCUGGACGCUGUGUUGGGUGAUUAUCAGCGGAACGUUCCCGUAGCUCGUGAGCCGGAAGUUCUCAGCACAAUGACGACUGUUGUAAAUAAACUAGAGGGCAAUGUUACCACCGAGAUUCCACAUAUACUGGAGGCGGUGUUUGAGUGUACUCUGGCCAUGAUUAACAAAGAUAUGGAAGAGUUUCCGGAGCAUCGAACCAACUUCUUUGUCUUACUGCAAGCGAUCACGUCAUAUUGCUUUACGGCAUUUCUCCAGAUACCUGCACAGCAAUUCAAACUUGUUAUGGACUCCAUCAUCUGGGCAUUGAAACACACCAUGCAGAAUGUGGCAGAUACAGGUUUAAACAUUUUGCACACAUUGCUUGAAAACGUACAACGGCUGGAUGCUGAUCAAAGCUUUUAUCAAACUUACUUUCUUGAGCUGCUGCAGCACGUCUUUUCUGUCGCUACAGACACAUCACACACAGCAGGGCUGACAAUGCACGCGACUAUCCUCUGUGAUAUGUUUCGACUCGUUGAGAAUGGCGGCAUUGUAGCCCCUCUUUUUAAUCCAAGCCAAGUUUCUGAUCCUACUAUGACCAAUCAGCUGUUCGUCCAUCAGUACCUUCAGCAGCUGCUAAAGCAAGCGUUCCCUCACUUACAAAGCGUCCAAGUUCAAAUGGUCGUGAAUGGUCUGUUUACUCUAAAUAAUGACAUUCCUCAAUUGAAGGAGCAUCUUCGAGAUUUCCUGGUUAUGAUCCGGGAAUAUGCCGGUGAAGAAACGACGGACUUGUUUCUUGACCAGCGAGAGCAGGAGCUGCGAGAAGCAGCGGAAGCUAAACGAAGGCAGCAACUGUCUGUUCCCGGUAUUCUAAAUCCCCACGAACUUCCCGACGAGAGCAUGCAAGCGUAGUGAAAACCGUGCUGCACUGGACGUUGCCAUCAAUCAGUAGUGGGAUGGUGCUGUAGAUUGUGUAGGUGGUUCCUAUUUGCGUGACUUCGUAUUCUACUUUCCAUGCAUGACACGAACGCGACAAUUGCUGAGACUAUUUUGGAAGUCAGAGAGAUUAUAUUAAUAAAGAUUCCAAGUUGCCUUGUA
Messenger RNA from Corticium candelabrum, 3482 nucleotides. Its product is annotated as exportin-1-like. The transcript is spliced from 27 exons. The coding region runs from base 45 to 3296 and encodes 1083 amino acids. Gene Ontology annotation, biological process: ribosomal large subunit export from nucleus; ribosomal small subunit export from nucleus; protein export from nucleus. The record is from RefSeq and is a predicted model, not a curated record. Gene Ontology annotation, molecular function: nuclear export signal receptor activity; small GTPase binding. NCBI's taxonomy places the organism in Eukaryota, Metazoa, Porifera, Homoscleromorpha, Homosclerophorida, Plakinidae. Gene Ontology annotation, cellular component: cytoplasm; nucleus.